Messenger RNA from Sclerotinia borealis F-4128, 885 nucleotides. NCBI's taxonomy places the organism in Eukaryota, Fungi, Ascomycota, Leotiomycetes, Helotiales, Sclerotiniaceae. The record is from the annotation of a GenBank genome assembly.
AUGCAAGCUCGAAAUUUCAAAGAAUAUAUUCACCCCAACGGUCCCCCCAAAGCCAAACUAAUCUUCAUCCAUGGCUUCUCCGAUCACAUAAACCGCUACUAUAAUCUCUUCCCCACUCUUGCCGCCCGUGGAAUCGAAGUACACGCAUUCGACCAACGAGGCUGGGGCCGCAGCGUCAGUAAACCCUCUGAAAAAGGUCUCACCGGUCCAACCUCCCUCGUCAUAUCCGAUAUCGUCUCAUUUAUCAAAACACAACUGCCUUCUCCAGUUCCUCUAUUCGUCAUGGGUCAUUCGAUGGGCGGAGGUGAAGUUGUUACUUUGGCUAGCGAUCCCCAGUAUGCGGAUUUGAUGGACAGUAUUCGAGGAUUAAUUUUGGAGAGCCCUUUUAUUGCAUUUCCGAAGGGGUUUGAACCGAAUUUCCUCACUGUGUUUCUUGGACGACUGGCGGGGAGAUUUCUGCCGCAUAGACAUAUGGUGAAUCGACUUCCGCCUGAGAAUCUUACGCGGGACCCGGAGGUUGUAAAGUCGAUGGAUGAAGAUACUUUGUUGCAUAAUACGGGGACACUUGAGGGGUUGGCGGGGAUGUUGGAUAGGACUGCUGCGAUGAAUCAGGGCAAGACGAGGUUAAAUCCUGGAGUUAAGAGUUUAUGGUUGGGACAUGGGACGGAGGAUAAAGGGACGAGUUUUGAGGGGAGUGAAAAGUGGUUCAAUCAACAGACGGAAUUAAAGGAUAAGGAAUUCAAGAGGUAUGAAGGGUGGUUUCAUCAGUUGCAUGCGGAUCUUUCGGAUAAUCGCGAGAUCUUUGCUAAGGAUGUUGGGGAUUGGAUUUUGGCUAGGUGUGAUGAUGGGGACGAAAGUGGUAAAGGGGGACAGUCAAAGUUGUGA